AUGGCAAGCAAUAAAAGAAAAAUACAAAUUUUGGAAAAUAGAGUAAUUCGCCCUGCAGUUAUUGACAGUGAUAGUGACAGCAGUGAAGAAAUAUUUUCCACUAAGAAAACUAAAAAAGGAUUUGGAAACAAAUGUGCACGGAAAACAAAGCACAAGCGAGAGAGGGAAGAAACGGAAAAUACUGAGGAGGAAGAUGAAGAGCAGGAAAGUGGUGACACAGGCGAUGAUGAGAGUGAUGAAUAUUCUGCAAGUGAAGUUGUAUCGGAUAUAGAUAAUGAUGUUUCAGAGGAAGAGGAAGAUGCACAGGAUAAUAGUGUCAAUGAAUGGGAUGCUGUCACAGAUUUGACACCUGAGUUGGAUGCGUGUACUUUAAAUGAAAGCACUUUUAAUAUUCCUAUAGAAGAUAUAUCUCCUGCAGGGCUGGAGAACAAAUGUCGUGUAGUAAUUGCAGACAAUUUCUACUCUUCAAUUGAAUUGGCGGAAGAACUCUUAUCUCAAAAAACCCGUUAUUGCGGUACCCUAAAUUCGAAGCGAAGGGGGCUACCUAAGGAGAUAGUGUUACUAAAGUUGAAGAAGGGUGAAAUCAAAGGAGCUAUGAAUAAAAAUGGCGUUAAAGUUAUUAAAUGGGUUGACAAAAGGCAACUUCUAAUGAUAUCUACUCUCAAAGAGGACAAAGAUGUGCUUGUCAACACUGGCAAAAAAAAUAGGAAGACGAAUGAAGAUAUAAAAAAGCCUACAUGUGUCUUAACGUAUAAUAACAACAAAAAAGGAGUUGACUUCAGCGACCAAAUGUCUUCAUACUAUUCUACAUUAAAAAGAGGGCUCAAAUGGUUCAGAAAAGUGGGUAUGGAAUAUUUGUUAGGCAUGGCGUUAGUAAACGCGUGGAUCACAUACAACGUGAAAUGUGAUAAGAAGGUUUCAAAAAAGAAUUUACAGAGGCAUUAA
Parnassius apollo (apollo) is the source of this 945-nucleotide messenger RNA. The record is from the annotation of a GenBank genome assembly. Lineage: Eukaryota; Metazoa; Arthropoda; Insecta; Lepidoptera; Papilionidae.